Messenger RNA from Scylla paramamosain (green mud crab), 2379 nucleotides. RefSeq names its product glutamate receptor ionotropic, delta-2-like. Lineage: Eukaryota; Metazoa; Arthropoda; Malacostraca; Decapoda; Portunidae. Gene Ontology annotation, molecular function: ligand-gated monoatomic ion channel activity. The record is from RefSeq and is a predicted model, not a curated record. The transcript has 16 exons. Gene Ontology annotation, cellular component: membrane. The coding region runs from base 81 to 2222 and encodes 713 amino acids.
ACUGUUCGCCGUGUUUGACUCACCUCACCGACAUCAAGCGAGUGGCGUGCGCCUGACUGUGAAGAAAGUCUGACACUGAAAUGAACAUCACGGAGAAAGAUUACCUACUUCAUAUAAUGUUCUUGGCGUUGUUUGCAUGUCCUGGAACGCUCAGUUUCUCUUGUUUUGCAAAGGCGGGCGUGACAAGGACCCACCACAUUGUUGCCGCCUCUUCACACCCAGAGGGGGCUAAUGCCUUCCGGACGGUACCCUAUUCGCAUGGUGCUCACAAGGAAGGCAGCAUACCAAAGGAGCUUGUGUUCUUUCUUAUGAGCCAAACAUCGAAACGACACAUUUACGUCAUUCACGAUCACAGUUUCUCAGGAAUCCAGCGACUCAUUGAGGCAAUUUUCCUGUCUGAAGUGGAUGCCAUGUUGUUGGAGUACGAUAUUGCCUUGAGAGACAUAACCAACAUCCUGAGGAGCUCACACACCAGUCUAUCCGAUUGUCAUGUGUUCCUGUUUUGCUCCACCAAUCACACGAUUUCUUUCUUUGAAAAGGUCCGUCAGCUCUAUCUUGGUUCAUCAAGGCUGAAGUGGAUAAUAGUAACAUCAGUAGCUGAUAUCUCCACCAGUCUUCAAGAAGUGUUAGUUGAAGGAACACAGGUUGCGUUAGUCCUUCCAGUAUCAUCUGAUGGCUUCCAAGUGCUUGUCCCGUACAUUGAUCAGGGCAGCGAUAUGAGAUUCAAGAAGGUUGGGAUAUGGAGUCACGGGAGCCGAUCAAGCCUAGAGAGGGGGCAAUUGUUUCCUGAUCUUCUGGAUGUAUACGGAAAUUUCGGAGGGCGAGAAAUUGUGGUGGCGACCAUCGACAACUGGCCCUUUUUUCAGCUUCGUUAUCUGCCUGAUGGAACGCCUCUAGCAGACCAAGGAAUUGAUUAUAAUGUUAUUGAUUCCAUUAGUCACUACCUGAACUUUACGUAUCGUGUGGUGGAACCAGCAGAUGGUCGGUGGGGAGGACCUCACCCUGAUGGAACUGUGUAUGGUAUGGUUGGGAUGGUAGCACGCUCUGAGGCCCAUGUGGCAAUUGACGAAAUCACAAUCACAGGUGUGCGUGAAUCAGUGGUGGACUUCACUCAGCCGUACUUCCUGGAGUCAACCACUCUUGUGUCUCGAGCACCAAAGGAGCGUCCGCGCUCACUGGCAGUAUUUUACCCAUUUACCUAUCCUCUGUGGUUACUGCUCUUCGUGGUGACAAUCCUCAUGGGUCCUCUCGGCUUCCUGCUCACCCGAUGUCACAACUACUGCAUCCAAGGCCUCAAUGCUCGUACCAAAAAUUCGUUCACCGAGAGCGGACUUUCUGGAAAUGUCGGAAUUACCCGGACAAACAUCCAUUCCUACAAUGAACCGAAACACAAACUCACUUCUGCAUCACCUGUAAAGACUGAUCCGUUUCUGCAUAAAAAAUCAAUAUUUGUUGUCUCCUGGUUCUGUUUUAACAUGUUCAGAAGCGUGGUGAUUCAAGGCAAUCGUCUGGCGGCUCACUCCUGGCCUAUGAGAUUGUUGUUGUUCUCCUGGUUCGCUUUUUGUGUUAUUCUCUCCGCACUGUACGCGGGCACACUCACCGCGUAUAUGACGAAGCCAUCAUUCGAAAAGCCAAUUGAUUCUUUACAAGAUCUUUUGGAGGCUAAUAAAUUUGGCUUUGUUCCUGCGGCACAGGCGGGCACCAGCAACGAGUACCUGCUCAAGACAGCACAGUCGGGCAUCUUCAAGGCACUUUGGGAAAUGACAGAACCCAGCAGAAGCUUCCCUAAGUCAGGUCACGAAGCCAUGGAGAAGGUGCUGACAGAUGAUAUCGUGUACAUGAGUGCAAAUCUGAACUCGGAGAUCCGCGCUUCCCAGAAAGGCCGGCAUCGCUUCCACUUGGCACGCAACACUUUCUUCCCGCAGGGAUACGGCAUCGCAUGUUUCCCUGGCGCGCCUUUCAAGACAAAGUUCAGCAUCAUGUUGGGGAGGAUGAACCAGGGCGGGUUGGUAAAUAAAUGGGUACGUGAUGAAGUUGGGAAACUUAGGUCAACCAGUGAAAAGAGCGCAGAGGACGAAGGAAACAUAUCUUACCUUGUCAAAACAGCGGCAGCGCAUUCUCUCACCUUAGACCAUUUGCAGGGAGCGUUUUUCAUCUUGACAGCUGGUGGCAUCGUCUCUGCCUUAUCCUUUUUGAUUGAAACUCUUAAGCUGUAUGCUUAGACCGAGCAAACUUUAUCUCCUAUCUUACUACAUUGGAUUUUCAUCACAUUUUGAUGACAGAAUAAUGUAAAUUUUACCUUUCCUAUCUGGGAAAUUAAAAUAAUAAUAAAAAAAGAAAACUAUCUAAGCAGUAAGUGAUCUAGUAAAUCUAUCAGAG